GCAUCACAUCGAGUUAUUUAUAGAAUCGACGAAGGUGAGGGUGGGAACGGAAAAGAUUGUCAAAAAUAUUGACAACAUACUUAUCAGAAAUACUAUUUGUACAUGGCAACAAUAUAUGGUCUCCCCGAAAUGCAGGGGGAGGCCCCUGGAACUACCCGGAUCUUGAAAGUGAGAGUAAUAGAAGGAAAAGACCUGGCUAAGAAGGAUAUAUUUGGUGCAAGUGAUCCAUAUGUGAGGAUAAAGCUUUUCAGGGGAGAUAGGGAAGAAGGAGUUAUAUCAACUGUUCAAACAAGGACAAUUAAGAGGACUCUAAACCCCAAAUGGUAUGAGGACUUCCUUUUUAGGGUAAAUCCAAGAGACAACAAGCUACUAUUUGAAGUAUUUGAUGAAAACAGACUGACAAGAGAUGACUUCCUUGGUGUGGUUGAGAUCCCUCUUCAAAGUCUCCCUACAGUCGGACCAGGUCAGGAACUAUUGGAAAAGGGCUUCCUCCUGCGACCAAGGAGUCCCCGGUCGAGGGUACGUGGUAGUCUACGGAUGGCCAUAGGCUUUGUACAUGAGGAAAAUCUUCCAGAUAUGGAGGUCCAGCAAGAAGAUGAAGAGAUCAGCUUACAUCGUGAAUCCCCUCAAAACAUCGGCCUUACUCGGAGAGAUUGGGAGAUGGUAGAAGCGAAUGCAGAGAACGAUGCCUCAUCCAGAGAACAGGGUCAGAGCCGAUCCCAAGGUCCUACCGUUCCUCAGGGAUGGGAGGAGAGAGUAGAUGCCAAUGGGAGAGUCUACUAUGUAGAUCAUAUCAAUAGAAGAACACAGUGGGAGAUGCCUACAGCACCGAGUAGCAGCACCACCCCGACCAGAGCUGGUUCUCAGAACGACCAAGCACGAGCUCAGUUCCUUGCGAGGAGAGUAAUCAGCAUUGAAGAUACCAUAGAAGGUGUUGGUGAUGACGAUACUGGAGCUGCUCCAACACAACCGGCACAACCAGUCAGUGCUCCUCAGGCAGUCCAAGUUGCUGAAGAUGAUCCUCUUGGACCGCUUCCAUCAGGAUGGCAGAUUCAGAUAGCCCCUAAUGGGAAGAAGUUCUACAUUGACCAUAACACCAGAACUACUUCAUGGGAGGAUCCCAGAAGGCAGAGACAGCAAGAUGAACUAGGUCCAUUACCGUCUGGUUGGGAGAUGCGUGUUUAUACUGAUGGACGAGUGUUCUUCGUUGAUCACACAACCCAUUCUACACAGUGGGAAGAUCCCAGAUUGCAGAAUCCAGCUAUUGCAGGACCAGCUGUGCCAUAUUCUAGAGACUACAAGAGGAAAUAUGACUUCUUAAAGAUGCAUCUGAAGAAACCGAACAACAUACCAAACAGAUUUGAGCUGAAAGUUCACAGGAAUAACCUAUUAGAGGACUCCUACCGUGGAAUCAGUAGUAUUAGGAAUGCAGACCUGCUCAAGGCUAGACUAUGGAUAGAAUUCACUGGAGAAACCGGUCUAGAUUAUGGUGGGGUAGCUAGGGAAUGGUUCUUUCUUCUUUCCAAAGAGAUGUUCAAUCCAUAUUAUGGUCUAUUUGAAUAUUCUGCCAUGGACAACUACACGCUGCAAAUCAACCCAGACUCUGGCAUCUGUAACGAGGAUCACAUUUCAUACUUCAAGUUUAUUGGUAGAGUAGCAGGAAUGGCAGUAUUCCAUGGGAAACUUCUAGAUGCAUUCUUCAUUAGACCUUUCUACAAGAUGAUGGCUGGCAAACCAAUUACAUUACAAGACAUGGAGUCGGUGGAUUCUGAGUAUCACAGCUCAUUACAGUGGAUUACAGACAAUGACCCUGUUGACCUUGAUCUCACCUUUGCUGUGGAUGAAGAAAGCUUUGGAACGACCAAAACAACAGAAUUGAAGAGGAAUGGUGCCAAUAUACCACUGACCAAUGAUAACAAGGGAGAGUACAUCCAACUUGUAAUUGAGUGGCGGUUUGUCAACAGGGUUAGAAAACAAAUGGAUGCCUUCAUGGAUGGCUUCACUAGUUUAGUGCCAAGAGAACUGCUCACAAUGUUUGAUGAAAAUGAGAUUGAGCUUCUGCUGAGUGGUCUAGGUGAUAUCAAUGUCAAUGACUGGAGAUCUAAUACAGCAUACAGAGGAAGUUACCAUGCCAACCACAUUGUCAUUCAAUGGUUCUGGAAGGCUGUACUUGCUAUGGGUGCUGAGAUGCGAGCCAGGUUACUUCAGUUUGUCACUGGUACAUCUCGUGUUCCAAUGAAUGGCUUUGCUCACCUCUAUGGUAGCAAUGGACCACAGCUCUUUACUAUUGAGAAGUGGGGCAGUCCCAAUGCACUCCCCAGAGCUCAUACGUGUUUCAACCGUCUAGAUCUGCCAACCUAUGAAUCCUACCACGUCCUCCGCUCCAAGCUACGAACUGCUGUAGAAAAUACUCAAGGUUUCGAGGGUGUCGAUUAAAGCUGCGUGGAUGGGUUCACCCUUCCCAUUUUCUAUGUUUGCAGUGACGUUAAAGUCAUUGAAUAUAUGUAUAUCUAUUAUAUUGUAUAAUUAUGAGUUAGAACUCCCUGCAUAAUUUCCUGUCUGUGACAUAGUCAUUGGAUAUGAUUAUGCAUUCACUAUAUAAAUGUACAUUUCUUUAGCUACUUUGUGUCUUUCAUAAAAGCAAUGAUGAGACUGAGAGUUUUCAAAUAAGUUUCUUCUGAUUUUAUAACUUCUCAGAUGUAGCUUUUCUUCUUGCAAAUGAUUACAUAAUCCAAAUAUUGAACCAUUAUUCAGAAUAUGUUAAAAUCAAUUUUGAUCAAAUGAGAGUGGGAAUGUAUAUCCCCAUUGAGAACCAACAAAAAUACUAGUAGACACUUGUAAUCAGCACCCCAUCAGCAAAUGCAUCAAAGUUUCUCAUCGUGACAUUGAUAGAUGUAUGCAUCACGUGCAUAUUGCCCAUUACAAUUCCAAACGCUCCACUUGCAUUGUACUUAUGAAAGAACAAUGGCUGCCAACUCAGCGGGUGAGUAUUCUUUUUAUGGAACAACAUCCUGCCUGGUGUAAGUUCAAGUCACCUGGGUAGUGUGAGGCGAAUACAGACUAUUGUCUUUCCAAAGGAAAUAAAGGAUGCUUGUACAUGGGUGUAGAUAUAUUGGAGGUCCUAGAGUUCUGACUUGCUGGCUGUGAAAUUAUCAACUUCCCAAUAUUUAUAUUAUAUUGGAUGGCUCAUAAUGGAAUACCAGAAAUAUUCCAAGAGUUUGGGCUAAUAUUAUAUUAUAAUAUGGAUUGCAGAUGAGUAGAACAUUGGCCCUAACGAGUGGAAUAUUUCUGGUAUUCCAUGAAAUAAAGCCAUCCAGUAUAAUAAUUAUCAUCUAUUCCACCCCCCCCCCAAAAAAAGGGAGAAAUUUUAUUGAACAAGCCAUAUCACUUACUACAUUCUGGCAUCAUCACUUCUCUAAGAAUAUAUUUGGUUGUUAACAUGCGACUAACAUGUUGUUCACUAUGACAUCAUUGAGUGUCAUUGUGCUCUAUGCUGCGCAUCGCAUUGCUUUCAUUGUUAUACCCGUUGAAUAUUACACACAUUUGCGCAUGCGUUCUAGACUGUUGAAUACAGUCUCAUAUUCAAUGGCAAAGUUUUGCACAGGAGCCUAUGGGAUAUUCAGUCGGAUUUCUGUCCUUUUGGGGAUAUGCUCUGAUACUGCACGGGCGAUUGAUGCAGACCAAAAUAUGCAUUUUUACUGGAGCAAUACUUCCAGGCUGAAUUCAGAUGUGAUCCAGAAAAUAUUUUGAAAUUUAAAUAUUACCUAUCAGAGAUUACAUGCUGUCAUGUUUUAAGCAAACCUCUGAAAAGCUUGAAUAUCUCAUUACAAUUAAAUUACAUUAUUCAUCUAUCAAUUCAUAUUUCAGCAAGCAUUCAAUCAUGUCUUACAAUGAAAUCUGCCUUGGUCGAGUGAGAGUAUAGGGUACCUGGGAAUAUGACACAUAGGUCAUAAUGAUUGAGAUUCCAAUUAAUGAGGUGUAUUUCAUAUUUGUUUGCCAACCGUCAGUAGUUAUUACUGAUAGAUGUGCAUCUUAUUAUCAUUUAACACUGGUGUAUUACGGCCACCACACACCUUACGAUUGUUUUGCGAUCUGAUUUUGGAACAAAUCGCAUUUUGCUCAUUUUCUGAAAAUGUGAAUGGAACAUAUCAUUUUAUUUGAGGUUAAAAUCAAUUGAAAGAAUUCUAGUAUAACCAUUUUGAAAGAUUGCAAGCGUUUAUUUUGGAGUAAAGGCCAAAUUAGUUUCAAAUCGUAGCCAAUCGUACGACUGCUAUGACGUUGUUACGACUGGAUAUGAAAUUUGCUUUUUUUUAAGAAGGAUGAUAGCAUAGUCACAGAUUAGAACAUAGGUUUUCGUACAAUGAUUUCGAACGUUACAUUUUAUGAUAUUCCAAGUCUCAAUCAAUAUUAGCAUCAAAUUCUACUACGUUUUAUUCCAAAAUUUAGUCGCAGACCAAUCGUAAGGUGUGCGGUCGCCUUUACACUUAGAGUUAUAUUAUACGUGGGCCUUGUAUCAUACAACUUACUGUCAAUGUCAACUGCAGUUUGAUGUCAUUUUUCUACAGCCAAUAAAAAUCAGGUAUUGUGAGUCAGAGCACAAUUAGCCACCAAUUUUACAUGCUGGUUCCAACUUAGUGUAGGUACUGUAUUUACAUGCAAUAGCGGCCACCGUAUUCCAUUGUGGCCACUGUGCAUAUGAAAAAUCAUUCAAUGCAUCAAUUACAUUAUACUCAUUGAGACAUUUGAGUUCUAAAUGCAAACUGAGUUCAUUUUUUUUCUCCUUUGUUUUUGUUUUUUAAAUGCAUCAGUCAAAUAUUGUUAGUAAAGUAGACCACUUAUGAUUAAGUUAUUUCAUUUUGAUUGUCACCCUCAUCACUUGUACUCUCUACAAGAUCUGUAUAAUUUCUGAAAUUUUCAACUGACAUACUUAAACCAAGAAUCCUAUGAAUUAUUCAACAAUUAGAUUGAAUGGAAUAUGCAAUGGUUCUGUGUACACACUGUAUAUAUGAUUGAGAUACGUACUUGUGUACAUUUCAUAUGUAUGUACCAUGUAGAUUUCCUUAUGCUCUGUAGAGAAAUAAAGUAUACAUAGUUUGUAAUAUAUCCAAGAUAAUGUAUUGUGGGUGACAUUAUGUUCCAUCAUUAUAGUGCCUAUGGUGAAUAUUUCUUUUUUCAUUUUCUUAUAGUUGUAUGAUAGUGAUAGGUGUAAUUCUUAAUAUCAUGUAUAGAAUAACAUUUGCAUUGUAUAGAAAUUCAAUAAACAUGCAUUAUGCAAAGCAGCAUUUAUAUACCUUAAUAUGAUAAUGAUAUUUGCGUAUUAAUGUGAAAUUAUGAUUAAUCUUCAUUCUUCAGAGAUCCAUCGUUUAUUUUUUGUCUUAUAGAUAAUACAAUAUUGGUACAUAUGUAUUUUAUAACUAACAUUUAAAAAACUUAAGGAAAAGAACUUAUACAGCCUGUAUCAGAAAUUGCAAAAGAAUAUGUCAAUUAUGUUGAAGUUUUCAUUUGAACAUUAAAUUCAUAUUAAUUGUGAAACCAUACAUUUGUAUACAGUUAAGAUAGCUAGGAUGUAAUUUUGUACAAUUAUUGGCCUUCCUUUUCAAAUUAAAAUAAACAAUACCAUUAACUUUUCUACCAUAUUGUUUAAUUGAAUGUACUCUGAAUUUCACAUUUUGUUCUAUCAGUUGGGCUGUAAUGUAAAAGACACAGUCAAAAUUGUAAGUCUGUACUCACCUAAUAAUGUAUGCAGCAGUGUACUGCUUAAUUGAUCACAAACAUAUCUCGAUGUUGGGAUUUUGACAUACAAAUGACUUUGUCAAAGGCAAAUCUUUUGGGACCACAGAAUCUGUUCCACUUUGAAACUUUUGUAUUUCUUGAAAUAUCAAUUUCAGUUAUAAUUUAAGUAGAUCUGUCUCCAGAAUAGUGUACUAGACCAUUUUAAUGUCUCUUAUUUUGAAUGUAUUUUCUUCCAAUCCAUGAUAUAUAUAUAUACUCAAAUUUAUUAUUUUACAAUUGCUAAAUAUUAUUGUUCAGAAUGAAAAAAAAAUCAUUUGUAAAGCAUCAUAAACUUUAUGUAGGUAAGACUGAUUUUUUAAAGAUAUUUAUUUUUUAUAUUCUGAUAAAAUUUGGUUGCUUUAUUUAGCUUACAUGCCGGCUCCUUCCUUUCUUUCUCUCACUUUCUCCAUCUUUCCUAUUUUUUUUAAAGCUCAUUAUUCCUGGAGUAGAAAUGAGAUUAAUGUUAACUGACCUGAUGUACCCCAGAUAGCAUCACAUUAUUUCAAACCUUCAUUUUCAUUGGGUAUUUCUUAAAGCUGUUCAUAAGAUUGCAAAGAACAGCUGAUAUGGAGAGCCAAAUUGCUUUUAAGGCAUCAGCAAAAUAGAAAUAAACAUAUGCUGAUGAACAUUCUUACAUCAACAUGAAUUUUUGCUGUAAAGUAUUGGGGUAUUUUCAACAUCAAUAUUUGAAAUACAGUGCUACAUGUUUGUAGGUCUAGUAAAUGCUUUAGCACUUCAUAUGUCAACCAUUCAUGAAAAUAUGCAUAAUCUUAUGAACAGCUUUAUAGCUCUAAUCUCUUAAUCCAUCUCAAUAAUAUGUCAAACCUGAACAAAUCCCUUAGAAUACUUCUAUCCUUCCCUCAUCUAUUUCACGCCUCUUUAUUACAAUGCAUGUGUUGAUUUUCUUUGUCCGCUAUUCUACCAUAUAUGUUAAAUUCUGACUGCUCUUUUUAAUUAUGUAGAUUUGAUGUACAUACGCAAGCACUAUACAAAUUUUGAAUGAGAUUCUUGUGUUGACAUUAAUCAUGAUAUUUUCACUGUCCUGGAUAUAAAUAUCAUGUUUCUAUGCUGACAUUUUUAAUACAUCAAUUUUCCAGUGUGGAUUGUAUGUUCAAUGAUUAUGGUAUGUGGCUGCAAAGUAAAUACUUUGUAUUGGGGAAAAGAAUUCUAUAAAAAAUUGAAAUAAGUCUAAUGUAUUGAAUAUGGGAUCAAAACAAAUAAAUGUGAGAUCCAUGAUGUGUGUAAUGAUAUACCGGUAUCUAUUGUUUACUUUAAUGCAAAUAAAAGCAAGAUUACUGUAUUUCAUAAA
Lytechinus variegatus (green sea urchin) is the source of this 7081-nucleotide messenger RNA. Its product is annotated as E3 ubiquitin-protein ligase NEDD4-like. The transcript is spliced from 28 exons. Gene Ontology annotation, biological process: ubiquitin-dependent protein catabolic process; regulation of dendrite morphogenesis. NCBI's taxonomy places the organism in Eukaryota, Metazoa, Echinodermata, Echinoidea, Temnopleuroida, Toxopneustidae. Gene Ontology annotation, molecular function: protein binding; sodium channel inhibitor activity; ubiquitin protein ligase activity. Bases 103 to 2436 code for a protein of 777 amino acids. The record is from RefSeq and is a predicted model, not a curated record.